CUCUUGGUUGCAUACGUAAAAUUUAUUACGAAAGUGUCACAUUUUGUGUUAAUUUUAUAAAAUUUGUUAAUUUUGUAAAUAAAACCUGUGAGAAUGUGGAUAGAGGAGGCUGAAGAAUUGUUUAAAGGAUAUUUACCGUAUUAUGUUUUGAUCGUUUUGCCUAUUUUUAUUAUAAUAUCACCAGCUAGCCCUGUCUUGGCCUCACAUGAAUUCCCAGUUUAUAGAAUGCAGCAUUUUGAUUUACACGGAAUGUCUCAUGGUUCGAGGAGUGCAGCAGUUAAUCUAGAAGCAAGGUCGUUAACAGACUGGAGUACUUCGCGGCAUUGUAUCAUAGUGAAGUUGCAAGAUUUGUCAAUAGAUCACUUUCGAAACAUCAGGCAAAAAGCUGGAGCUCUGUUGGUGGUGUUACCAAAUGAUUUGUCAAAAUUAAAUGCCGAAGAAAAGCAGCAUCUUCUUUUGCUUGAGCAUGAUAUGUUGUCACAAGAAAUUUCGGUACCUGUGUAUUUUGCCAUCUGGACAUCUCAACUUGAGACUAUACUAGAUGAAGUAUCUCAAAAUGUAGCCACUAAUGAUUUAAGUAAAUCUGCUGCUGAGGCAAUGAUUAGUUCAGUAGCAGCAAAUGGGUACCAAUUUGUCGUUUCUCCGGGUACAACUAGUGUUAAGCAAGAUGUUAAACUUGCAACUAUUCAGGGACAUCUUCCAGGAUACAAUCAGGAUGGUAAAGUGCCAACUGUUGCCAUAGUGGCUCACUAUGACAGCUUUGGUGUCGCUCCUAACUUAUCAUUUGGAGCUGAUUCCAAUGGAUCUGGUGUUGUUAUACUUUUAGAAUUAGCUAGACUUUUUUCCACUUUAUAUUCAGAUCCAAAAACAAGAGGCAAUUAUAAUUUACUGUUUCUUCUAACUGGAGGUGGAAAAAUUAAUUACCAAGGGAGUAAAAAAUGGCUUGAAGAUCAAUUAGAUGCUUUAGAUGGCUCAGUUAUUCAAGAUGCUUCCUUUGUGAUGUGUUUAGAUACAUUAUCCGCGGCAGAUUCAUUAUACAUGCACGUUUCUAAACCACCUAAAGAAGGAUCUCCUGCUUCCUUAUUCUUCAAAGAACUCAAAACGGCAGCUGAUCAAUUUUCCACAGUCACUGUUGACGGUGUCCAUAAAAAAAUUAAUUUAGCUGAUGAUAUUUUGGCUUGGGAGCAUGAAAGAUUUAGCAUUAGAAGACUACCCGCUUUUACGCUUUCUACAUUAAAGAGUCACCGAGAAAUGAGCAGAGGAACAAUUUUGGAUACCAGAAAAAAUUUGGAUGUGAAUAAACUAGUACAAAACGUAAAAGUCAUUGCUGAAGCAUUAUCAAAUUUUGUGUACAAUGUUUCUCAGGGUGAAAUCUUGGGUGGUUCUUUGGAUGUUGAUAAAAAUUAUAUUGAAGCAUGGAUGGACUAUUUAACGUCUCAGCCACGUUCUCCACAACUUUUGAGUAAUAAAGAUAAUGCUCUAGUCACAUUUUUAAAGGAUAAUUUAAACAAAUAUCUCAGAGAUGUUAAAGUGUCUUAUGCUGUUCCUGACAAGCGGGAUCCAGAUUUUCUGUUUUAUGAUGUUACCAAAGGGACUGUGAAUGUUUAUAGUGUUAAACCAGCAAUAUUCGACCUUGUGCUGACAUUUGCAAUAAUUGUGUACCUGGGUGUAGUAUAUUUGUUUGUACAAAAGUUUUCACUUCUGUAUGCUACUGCAUGUUCUUUAACUUCAAGCAAAAUUAAACAGAAUUGAAGAUUUUAGCUGCCAAAACCAAACAGUACUUCAUGAAGAAUAAUAAUAGUAUCCUUAAAUAUGGUGUAUUAUUGAACCAUUAUAUGUUAUUACAUUAUUUCUUGUUAUGUUUGCGAAUAUUUUGAAUAAAUUCAAUCAAUUUUUU
Messenger RNA from Zophobas morio, 1897 nucleotides. Its product is annotated as BOS complex subunit ncln. The record is from RefSeq and is a predicted model, not a curated record. Gene Ontology annotation, cellular component: endoplasmic reticulum membrane. The transcript has 6 exons. NCBI's taxonomy places the organism in Eukaryota, Metazoa, Arthropoda, Insecta, Coleoptera, Tenebrionidae. Bases 94 to 1752 code for a protein of 552 amino acids. Gene Ontology annotation, biological process: regulation of signal transduction.